AUGUCCUCCAGGAUUCACAAAAAGUUUAUACAUACCCAGCCAAAGACCUACAAACUCACCCUCAACGCCGUUCUCUCCUUUCCUUUCCGUAUCUGCAAUCCGCCCCCGGCUGUGGGCAAGGUCAGAUCAUGCAGCGUGACCCCCCUGCUACGGGUGCGCCUCGAAGAUGUGUUGGACAGGAAACAUCUGCCCCCGCUCGGCCUCAAGGACUUUGAGGAAUGGCUUCUUUUCGUCGAAUUGAGCCCGGAAAAUCUCUACUUCAUCCUCUGGCUGCGCGAGUACAAGCAGCGGUACAACCAAUGGAAAGCCCAGUCCGCGUUCCAAAGCAGAAACGCGCCGACGGACGACUGGUCGCAGCAGCACUCCUCCCACCUCGCCAUGUUCUACACCCGCGCCAAGCAGACCUUCCUCACCCCAGGCUCCGAAUACGAGCUCAACCUCACCUCCAACCUCCUCGCCCCUUUCCACACCCCGAACCCCUCCUCCCCGCACCCGGACCCCGCCCUCUUCCUCGACGUCGAGCUCGAGACCUUCCGCACCCUCGAAGAGAGCCUCCGCCGCUUCGUCAACGCCCAGCUCAACAACGUCGGCAACAGCCGCGUCCUCUGCGGCAUCAUCGCAGGCAUCGUCUUCUCCCUCGCAGGCGCCGUCCCGCCCCUCGUCGUCAACUUCACCCGCGGACACUCGCGCUGGUCGCGUCUCACCGCCGUCCCGGGCCUCUGGCUCGGUCUCACCAUCGUCCUGGCCGCAUUGCACGGUGUGUGUCUGGCGGUGUACAUCUUUGGCGAUCUCCGCCAGCUGCGCAAGUUUGAGCUCGCGCGCCCGCCGAUCUCGAAGCCGAAGCCGCUGCCCGCGUUCAAACCCAACUCGUUCAUCCCCGCCACGCGCCCGCUAUCCUUUGCCGACCCCUCGACGCUGCCUAUGCAGCAGCGGCCGGGGACAGGAACGACACCUGGCGUGGUCGUUCCGACGCCGAUUACAGACAUCCCGCACCCGAUCGUGGGGACGCAGACGAGCAACAUUGCUAGCGCGCAGGGCCACACGCGGUCGCGUGUGACGUCGACGACAUCGACGCGCGUGAGCGAGGAGAGCGCGCGGACGGAGUCGACGGACGACCGGAUCCACAUCUCGCCCGCGUACUACGACGAGGAAGACGACGACGACAACGACGAGUGUCUGUACUACUCCGCGCCCGAGGAGAAGGGCGGUGCGUCCGCGACAACGGCGGGGGCGGCGGGUGCUGCCGCUAUUACACCGGACAAUGGUGGGUUGAAGGAGGGGGCGUUCAGCGCGACGGCUGCGUUUAUCCGCCCGUUUGAGCCGAUGACGGAUGAUGAGUAUGAGUUGGACAGGUCGCUUGCGAUGCCUGCGAAGCAUCAGGUUAUGACCUCGUUCAACUUUGACGCGCUCCCUAGCAGACCUUACUUUCCCGACUCUGACGACGACGACGACAUCCAUACCCACCCCCACACACGCAGCGCAACCAGCUCCAGCACCACCAACACAAUCCCAACUCCAAUACCAUCACCAUCAUCACCCGCAGCAGCAGCACUACCCCCCUCACUCUCGCACUCCCGCCCGCCCCUCCCCCACAUCAACACCUUCCUCCCACCCCAGCACACCCACAUCGCAAUUUCAUGCCCCCCAGAACCAGCCGCAUCCCCCAGCUUCAUCGCGCGCAUCCAGGAGCGGUGUAAUAUACCCAAGUGGCGCUUGCAGACGGGGUAUUUGGAGCCGAGUUCGCCUGCUAGUGUGAGUAGUUCUAGUCGGUGGACUAGUAGAGGCGCAGGGAGGGGUAUGGGGGCAGGGAGGGGGACGGGGACGGGGACAGGGGGAAGCCCGCUGCCGCACUCGAGCAGCCCUUUUUGGACGCAGACGCAUCAUAGAGCGAAUGCGUAUUCGACGUCGUCCAUGUCCAUGUCGAUGUCUGCGUCCAUGUCCAUGUCGUUACCUUCUCCCUCCCCACUCGUGCCUAAAUCCGAGUCUGACUUGGAUCCCACCGACGAAAAACUAACACGCAAAUCCAAAUCCAAAUCCAAAAGCAAAGAGAAAGGGAAAGGAAAAUCCAGAGGCCCAGAAAAAGAAUCCAAAGUACACCGCCGCUUCCGACUCAUGAACGCCGUGCCGGCGUUCGCGGUCCCGCUGACGCGCGUGCUGAGCCCGGUUAUUGUGCGUGGGCAGUGGGAGAUUGUGGUGAGGUCGGCGGUGGUGGCGUUUGUGGUUGCGUGGGUGCUUGUGGGGAGUUUGUUGGCUGUGCCGCCGGUUGGUGGGGGGAGGGGUGGGACGUAG
Molecule: messenger RNA, 2289 nt
Organism: Psilocybe cubensis
Lineage: Eukaryota; Fungi; Basidiomycota; Agaricomycetes; Agaricales; Agrocybaceae
Exons: 6
Coding region: 1-2289 (762 amino acids)
Source: RefSeq, a predicted model, not a curated record